AUGACUGAUAUAACAAAAGUCUUUCGUGCUGUUAUAAAAGCUAAACAUGUAACAAAGGAUUUUAAUCUUGGUUUAAAUAAACAUGUAAAAAAAAGUGAAAAAAUUUCAACAAAUUUUUUAUCACGAGCAAAAUUAAUUCUUAAUGAUAUAAUAAAAUUAAAAAAUAUUUUACUUAAUUCUCGUACAAUUUAUUUAAGUCCAUAUUAUCUUUUAUCAUCAACAAAUAAAAUAAUGAAUGAUGAACAACGUCAAGAAUUUGAAUGUAAUAUGGAAAAACAAAUAAAACAAUGUCGAGAUAAUUUAGAACAAUUAAAAUCAUCUAUUGGACAAAUUUGUUUUCAAGGACAACGUCGUACACAUUUUGAAUUAGUUUGUGCUUAUUUAGAACGUGAUUUAGUUGAAUGUACUAAAAUUUAUAGUGAACAAAAAUGUUUACGAUAUAAAUGUGAAUCAGAAAGAAAAAAAAUUGGACGACUUGAUACUGAUGAUCAACGUGUCAUAUUAAAUUUGCAUAAAAAUAAUAAUCGAAAAAAGACAAAUGAUUUUAUAGAUGAUACAAAAAAAUCAACAAACACAAUUGACAACAAUUCGAAUAAUACAACAGCAACUACUACUAAUCAUCAUUUUGAUCAAGAUAAUCAUAUUGAAAAUGAUGAAGAAAAUCAAAUUCCAUCAACUCCACCAACUAGUAGUGAACUUCGUCAAUUACAAAUAGAAAAUAAUCAAUUAUAUCAUGAUGUUGCCCAACGUAGUGAAGAAAUUCAUGCAAUAUCAACACAAGUUGUUGAAAUAGCACAAUUACAAAAUGAACUAUUCGAUAAUAUAUUUAUGCAAAAAGAUCUUAUUGAAGAAGUUGAUGCAGCAGCUGUUGCUAGUAAUGAUGAUUUAGCUGCUGCUAUUAUACAUAUUCGUGAUGCUGUUCGAAAUACAGCACAAAUGCGUCGUUGGAUUAUAUUUUUUUUACUUGUUAUGAUUUUCUCACUUCUCUUUCUUGAUUGGUAUAAUAUGUCGGAUACGAGUACGAGUAAUAGUGAUGUUGAAGAUGAUAUUGAUGAUAUAUUACCAAUAUCAUCUCAUGUAAAUAUUAUUCAUGGCCUUAAAACUGUAUCAUGUUUAACAUUAGAUUCAAAUGGUAUGCGUAUGAUUACAGGUGGACAUGAUGAAACAAUGAAAAUGUUUGAUUUUACAUCUAUGGAUAAAAAUUUUCAACCAUUUCGAACUAUUCAACCAUGUCCUGGACGAUUAUUACGAGCUAUUGAAUAUAGUGCAAAUAAUGAUAUGAUACUUAUUAUUCCGGGAGAUUGUCAGGCAAUUGUUGUCAAUCGAGAAGCAUCUGGAAAACAUAUUAUUUAUAAAACUGUACUUGGUGAUAUGUAUGUAACUGAUAUGAAUCGUACAAAAGGUCAUAAAUCAUUAUUAAAUUAUGGUUGUUGGAAUCCAUCAUCAAAUUCAGAAGAAUUUAUGACAUGUGCUGAUGAUUGUACAUUACGUAUAUGGUCAUUAAAUAAACGUGAUCAACAAUUACAUGUUAUUCGUACAAAAGGUGAAUCUGGUCGUGAUGUACGAACAACAACUUGUACAUAUAAUCAAUCAUUAUAUCAUAAUGAAAAUUUAAAUUUAAUAGCUGCUGGUUGUGAUAAUGGUAGUAUACUUGUAUGGGAUCGUCGUCGAUCAUUUGUACAUGUUACAUUUAAAUGUUUAAAUGCACAUUUACAAGAUGAAUCAAUAACAUCAUUAAAAUGGUCAUAUGAUAAUCAAAUAUUAGCAUCAAGAUCAACUGAUCAUACACUUAAAUUAUGGGAUAUAAGAAAAUUUAAUCAAUGUUUAUCAUCUUAUGAAAAUAUAUAUAAUCAUUUUUCAAUGACAAAUAUAUCAUUUUCACCAAAUGAUAAAUUUCUUAUAACUGGUGUAUCAAAACUUAUUAAUUCAACUAAUGAUGAUAAUACAAAUGGAAAAUUAAUAAUAUUUAAUCGAAAUAAUUUAUCAAAAAUAGCUAAUGAAAUUUUAUUUAAUGAUAGUGUUAUACGAACAUUAUGGCAUCCAAAAUUAAAUCAAAUAUUUACAACAACAAAUAAUGGACUUAUUCGUACAUUUUAUGAUGAACAACGAUCACCAAUGGCUGGUAUUCGUUUAUGUCUUAAUCGUAAAGAAAAAAAAUCUAAAGAUACAAAUGAUUUUAUUACUAAUAUUAAUCCAAUUAUAACAUCUAGUUCUACUUCAGAUUCUAUAAAUGAACAAAAAAAAACACAGAUUUUUCCAGAAAAACGAAAAGAAGAAAAUAAAUCUUCUUCUUCAUUACAUCAACAUUUUAUUCAAACAAUAGUAAAAUCAAAUUUUAUAGAAAAAGAAGAUUCACGAGUUGAAUUAUUAAAAUAUGCUAAAGAAGCUGAAUGUAAUCCAAAAUGGAUUACACCAGCUUAUGUACAUACACAACCUAAACCUAUAUUUCAACAACAAAUUGAAGAAGAAAAUGAUGAUGAUGAUGAUGAUCUAUUACCAAUUAAAAUAAAUAUUCUUGGUUUUGAAUUUAUAACAAUGCAUAUUUCAGUAGCGAACUAUGGUGAUACUGAAGAGUUAUUAACAAUUGAAAUAGCUCCUGAUCUUACAAUAAAAGAUUUAAAAGUUGUAGUUGAAUCUGAAUCAAAUUUUGGAAUAAAAGCAGAUGAAAUGAAUCUUUAUUUUGAUGGCAAAUUAAUUCGUAAUGAAAAUCAAACACUUGAACAAUCGAAUUUAAAAGAUUAUGAUGUUGUUACUUGUCAACGAAGACUACCCAGUGCGACUGCAAACCCAGGCGCAGGUUCUAGAAUACGUCUAUUAUUUGAUCCUCAUAAUCCACAACAACUUUUUAAUGAUCUACGUGCUAAUCCAACAGUACUUCAACGAGUUCGUCAAACUGAUCCUCAAUUAGCCGAUGCCGUUGAACGAAAUGAUAUGAAUGCAUUCUUGCAAUAUGUGAUGAAUCGUAUGGCACCUCAAUUAAUGCGUCCUCCAACUGAAUUUGAUUUACUUGAUCCAAGAAUGCAGCGACGUAUUGAAGAAGCUAUUAAUAUGGAAAAUGUUCUAGACAAUAUGGAACAUGCUUAUGAGCAUGCACCUGAAUUUUUUGGUCAUGUUCUUAUGCUUUAUAUUAAUUGUAAAAUCAAUGGUCAUCCUGUUAAAGCAUUUGUUGAUUCUGGUGCUCAAAUGACAAUUAUGAGUAAACAAUGUGCUGAACGUUGUGGAAUUAUGCGUCUUAUUGAUACACGUUUUAGUGGCAUUGCUCGAGGUGUUGGUACACAAAAAAUUCUUGGACGUAUUCAUUUAGCACAACUUGAAGUUGAAAAGCAAUUUUUUGCAACUUCAUUAGCUGUACUUGAAGAUCAAUCAAUUGAUAUGUUAUUAGGACUUGAUAUGUUACGACGUCAUCGAUGUGUCAUUGAUUUGGAUAGAAAUGUACUUCGAAUUGAAAAUAGUGUUGAAACAAGUUUUCUACCUGAAUCUGAAUUACCAGCACAUGCAAGAUUAUCGGUUCAUUCACCCGGUGCAGAAGGUCAUGAUCUACCAGGAGCAUUUUUACAAUCAACUGCAGAAUCAGCUCGAAGAACUUCUAUCGAUCUUGAUAAUCGUCGUCAACAACGAUCGAAUCAACCAGCAGCAGCAACAGCCAGUGCAUCAUCUUUAACACCAUCACCUUUUCCAGAGAAAGACAUUAAAGAAUUAACAAAGAAAGGAUUUACAAGAGAAGAAGCUAUAGAAGAAUUAAAAUUAACAAAUGGAGAUGUAACUAGAGCACUUGUUACACUGAUGGCAAAAUCUUUAGGAGGACCCAAACGAAAAAAUUAA
This is a messenger RNA of Rotaria sordida, 3822 nucleotides long. NCBI's taxonomy places the organism in Eukaryota, Metazoa, Rotifera, Eurotatoria, Philodinida, Philodinidae. The record is from the annotation of a GenBank genome assembly.